AUACCUUUUUUUUGUUGUUGUAGGGGGAGAGAAGGAGUGCUUCUUUUAAUAUGAAGUGUAAUCAGUGUAAUUUCUAAACAAUAUUACUCUCUGAAGUUUCGCAUUUUUAGAGGACGGAAUGAAAAGCUCACACAGGUUUGUUUUCUUGGAAAUGGGGUUUAUGGAACAAUGGAAGGAGAUUAAAAGUGAGGAACUAAUAUAGUAAGCAGCACCGUGAGUUCAUUUCUGCAGUGUAGACCUCACCAAAAAUUUGGUUACCGGUUACCUAAUAAAUUGGGUGCAGUUAUUAAAAAAAAAAAGAGAGAGAGAGAGGAAAAAACGCGGUAGUUGUGAGCUUUAGCCACUUGGCUAAGCGUUACGCUACUGCGCAUGCGCACGUGGCACUUUACUCAGCCGCGCGAGGAAGCCGCUCGAGAGCACGCAUCCUUGUCUUCUUCCUCACCCACAGCCAGUGUACACCCUGACAGGAAAACUCUUCUACACUUCACUUUAUUUUCAUUAAACUAUGUUUUCCAGUAGUCUGACACAGAUACAACCAGCUACUUUUCCGUUCGUUUCUUUUCUCCAUGGGUACGCCUUAAAAUAAUUUCUUUAUGGUUUUUAUUUUUUUUUAUUUUUCCCCUAAACAAACAAACAAACAAACAAAAACACAAAGACAGAAAAAUGCCCGAGUUUAUAUCCGUGGACGAGUUCAUCUCGGAGACUUGGGAAGACUACAGCUCUCCAACAACCUCUUCCUUCAUCACCAAAAUGACCAGCUGCAGGAAUUCCGUCAACAAUAUUGAAGAGGCUUUGGACUGUGACCGUACAGUGCUGCAGAAAAUGAAGAAAGCUUCCAAAGCCAAGCACGCCUCCGGUCAAGACCACAUAUCACAUUUGGAACUGUAUAUCAACUCCAUGGAGAAACUAGCUGUCAAUUUCCACAACAAUGGAGAGCAGGAAGUAGCGUCUGCCUUAAAUAAGUUUGCUGAAUUCUCCAAAGAGCUGCUGACACCAAUGAAGAACUUGUUAAAGAGCAUGCUCCACAAUAUCAGCUUCUUCCUGGACUCACUGGUGAAAGGGGAUUUGAAAGAGGUCAAAGGUGAUCUAAAGAAGCCAUUUGACAAGGCAUGGAGGGAUUACGAGAGUAAAUUCAAUAAGAUAGAGAAGGAAAAGCGGGAGCUGGCAAAACAGUACGGCAUGGUGAGGACAGAGGUGAGCGGUGGAGAGAUCGCCGAGGAGCUAGAGAAGGAACGAAGAAUGUUUCAGCUGCAGAUGUGUGAGUACCUCAUUAAAGUGAAUGAAAUUAAGAGCAAGAAAGGUGUGGAUCUGCUCCAGAACCUCAUCAAGCACUACUACUCCCAGGGCAAUUUCUUUCAGGAGUGCUUGGCUGCCACAGAGAAGCUGAAGCAGUACAUUGACACACUCGCCGGAAAACUCAGCUCUAUAAAGCAUAGUCAAGAUGAAGAAAGGAAGAAGCUGUUUUCUCUCAGGGACCAGCUGAGACCUGCCUUGCAGCCUGAAUUUAAGGAGGACUCUUUAUGUAAACAGACAGUGUACAGCAUGCACCAACUUCAAGGCAACAAGCAAUAUGGAACAGAGAAAUCAGGCUACCUCUAUAAGAAGAGUGAUGGGUUGAGAAAGAUGUGGCAGAAAAGGAAGUGCAGCGUGCAGAACUGCUAUCUCACCAUCGCUCACGGAACUCCAAAUAAACCACCAGCCAAACUGAACCUCCUGACCUGCCAGGUCAAACCCAGUCUGGAGGACAAGAAAUGUUUUGACCUCAUCUCUCAUAACCGCACUUAUCACUUUCUCACAGAGGAUGAGCCUGACUGUGUAGCGUGGAUUUCAGUUCUGACCAACAGUAAGCAGGAGGCACUGAAUGUGGCUCUGGAUGAGCACAAAGAAAGUGGAGAAAGCAGCGUGGAGGAUCUGACCCGGGCAAUCACCGAGGACAUCCUCCGCAUGCCGGGUAACCACAUCUGCUGCGACUGCGGUGCUCCAGACCCUACAUGGAUCUCUACAAACCUGGGCAUCCUGACAUGCAUUGAAUGCUCAGGGAUCCAUCGGGAGAUGGGCGUCCAUUACUCUCGCAUCCAGUCCCUCUCUCUGGAUAAACUCGGCACUUCUGAACUCUUGCUGGCGAGGAAUGUAGGGAACUUAGGGUUUAAUGAAAUUGUGGAGGCCAGUCUCCCCAGUCCAUCUCUGAAACCUUCUGCAGAGAGUGAUAUGUCGAUACGUAAAGAGUUCAUCCUGGCUAAGUAUGUGGAGAGUCAGUUUGCUCAGCGAAGUGGCGGUUCCCCUGACACCCUGCGGCGGCGAUUACAGGAGGCCGUACAUGCUCGAGACAUCUUCAGCCUUCUGCAGCUGUACGCAGAAAAACUCGACCUCAGCCUGCCUGUGCCCAGCCCGCUGCAGGAAAAACGGGAGACUGCACUGCAUCUGGCCGUCGUUUUGGCUGACCGGACCUCACUGCACAUGUUGGACUUCCUGGUACACAACUGUAAUAAUCUAGAUGCGCAGACUGUGAGGGGAAACACUGCACUGCACUACUGCUGUCUGCACAAUAAAACGGAGUGUCUGAAGCUCCUGCUGAAGGCCAAAGCCAACAUACAUAUCAAAAAUGAAAAUGGUGAGACAGCCCUGGAUAUCGCUCGAAGACUGAAGUACUCUCACUGUGAAGAGCUGAUCCAGCAGGCUCAGAAUAACCAGUUCAACAUGCACGUUCACGUUGAGUACGAGUGGAGACUGCGGCAAGAUGACUGGUAUGAAAGUGAUGAUGACCUGGAGGAUAAGUCAGGUCCUGUGAAAAAAGAUCGCUUCGUCCGUCCACUCAGUGUGUACCACAGCAGCAGUUCUCAUAAUCGAGGAGGAGGAGGAACAGGAGGAGGAGGAGGAGUCUUCAGCGCAGGCCGCAGGCUGCCUCCGUCACGAAAUGAGAACAAGCGGGAAAUGUAUGCUAUUCCCAGCCCACCGUCACGUAGCUUGGAGAGUCCUCCACCUCCUCCACCAUCUUCACCAGCACCUCCACUGCCCCCAAGAGUGAGAGCACCGAACAUCCCUCCUCCUCCCCCUCCUGUGAGUCCGCCAGAUGGCUGGAGCGAGGUCAGUUUCAGUGCAAAGAGAACUCCUCCUCCUCCUCUAGUGAUCCGACAUAAGCGGACCUACUCUGAGCCCUCGCCUCAGGUGCCUCACAGCCCCCGUGGAGACUGCAGCCCUGCAAACGCUGAUAACAGAGUGCCUGCAAGUCCUCGCAGCUUUAGUGUUCAAGAUUCGGCUUUUCAGAAGUGCGGCUCAGGGUCUCCAAAGUACACUGCACCAGUGACGACCCUCAACGCACUGUCUGAGCUGCCAGAACGAAGCUUUCCAGCAGAUGUUAAAAGCCACACUUCCCACUUCCUGUAUUCAACUGUGCAGAGCCGCAGCAGCUCGGGGAGACAGGGUCCAGCUCUCUCCCCCACCUCCCCUCGCUCUCUGAGCCUGGACUCUAACGGCAGCUCCUCAUCCUCAUGCCUUAGAGCCCCACACCCACUGCCCAGACGAACAAUGAUGAAGUCGAAGCUGAGACGGGUGAAAGCCAUGUAUGACUGUGUGGCUGAUCACCAUGAUGAGCUUACCUUCAGUGAAGGAGAGGUACUGGUGGUUCUAGCAGAAGAAGACACUGAUUGGUGGCAUGGAUACAUUGAGGGUCAGCCAAACAAGACUGGACUGUUUCCUGCAUCAUUUGUCUCCAUAUUAUCUGAAUGACACUGGGCAAAGGAGAUCAAGACAAAGAAAGUGAGGUGCCCUGCGGAUCCAGUCCCGAGCAUGUGAGAUGGGGAAAGGUGGCGGGGCUUCCAGGUGGUGUCACUUAAUAUCAGAGAUCAAAACAUCUACACAACGGUCAAUCAUUCCAGAUUCAUAUCUCAGUUGGCUCAUCUCCCGUUUUUUUUGAGUGCUAAAAUGUGCUAGCAUACUCAGCUGUUAAACUGCAGCACUCCUACUCAAGAUAAAUAAACGUUUACAGGCCUGGUAAUAUCAUCUAAUCGGUGUAGUCAUCACUGGAUGUUGUGGCAGUGUAAAAUCUUAUAAAUCUUGUAGAGACAAUUACAUUGUCAUAUCUCACAAGUUUAAUUUAUGAGAGCUAUGUAUCAUCAUGUAUGAUUAUGUAAGUCCAAAGAUCAUUAAAUAAGUCAUUAAUCAUAUAAAGGACAACCAGUGACGUCACCUGAAUUGUGAUUUUUAACCAUACACAACUAACAAUUGUCUCAUGAUAGCUCUAUGAUGUUUAAAUUUAAUUGCUUGUAUGCAUUACAUUAAAGGAUUAGUUUUAUGUGAACCAUUUUUUUUUUUUGUUUUAGGGCCAUUAAAUUGUACACUCACCACCUCAGCUCAAAGAAAUGUAGUCUUUAUGGCUGAUGUAGGAAGGAUACUGUGCGAUCAUGCUGUUCCUGAUGGAUAAACAGGACCCCUCGAUUUUUCAAAAGAUAUUUCAAAUCUUUUUCAAGAGGUCUGCCUAAAACAGCAGUGUGCGUUCUUAUCCAGAAAGGGUGCAGGUUUCCAUUCCAAGUCACACCUGAUUCCACCUGUUUAAUCAGUUGACCUUGGCUUUAAAUAGACUAUCAGGUAUGGCUUUUGCUAGGUUGGAAUGAAAACCUGCACCCAACCCAGCCCUCCUGGAUAGGAUUGGACAGCCCUGGCCUAAAACAACACAAUAAUAUGCUUUGAAAUGAUUUGUUAAAAUCAAAAAAACAAAAACAAUGAGCUUUUUCUGAAAACGUGAUUUUUUUUAAAAAUGCAUUUGGAAACAAGAACCUCUUUAGUGACUUAGCUUACAGCCCAGACAUGUCCGAGUAUGGACAUGUACUAUGUGUAUUUAAAUGGUGUGUAUGUUGAAUUCAUAGGAAGUAGGACCAAUUACUGGGGCAAUCAUUACUUUUAAAAUGUUUGAACUGUAUUAUUUUAUAAAUAACAAGUAA
Molecule: messenger RNA, 4937 nt
Organism: Ictalurus furcatus (blue catfish)
Lineage: Eukaryota; Metazoa; Chordata; Actinopteri; Siluriformes; Ictaluridae
Product: un-named sa1614
Exons: 29
Coding region: 664-3726 (1020 amino acids)
Biological process (GO): positive regulation of GTPase activity
Cellular component (GO): cytoplasm
Molecular function (GO): protein binding; GTPase activator activity
Source: RefSeq, a predicted model, not a curated record